Messenger RNA from Entamoeba dispar SAW760, 975 nucleotides. RefSeq lists its product as uncharacterized. The coding region runs from base 1 to 975 and encodes 324 amino acids. The transcript has a single exon. Gene Ontology annotation, molecular function: actin binding. NCBI's taxonomy places the organism in Eukaryota, Evosea, Mastigamoebida, Endamoebidae. The record is from RefSeq and is a predicted model, not a curated record.
AUGUUACUUGAUGCUGCAAUGAAAUUAAGUAAUGAAAUGGCUAGAAUGCUUAGUGCAGUAGAUGAACAAUCUAUUGGUAAUCAAAUAAAUAUGAAAGGAAUUGAUACUGAUUUAGUUAAUGCUGAAAAACAAAUUAUAAACAUUUUAAAAAUUGAUGAUUUAAUGGAUAUUGAUCUUAGUAAAACAAUGACUGCUGAAAUUACUUCUGAAGAAAUACAAGCUGAAAAUACUGCAUUAACAAAAAUGCAAACUGUUACUAGUGAAAUAGAUGCCAUUUAUAAAGAUAUGCAAAAAGAUAUUCAAGCUAAAAAAGAAUCUGCUGAAGCAAGUGAAGAUCCUAAACAAAUCGUUGAAGCUACUUUACAAGAAGCAGUUCUUGUUAUGGUUGGUUCAUCUAUUGGUGUUUUAUCUACUGCUACUACAGCACAAGCAGAAUUAGUUCAACAACUUCAAAACUCUGAAACUGCAAAUGGUGUUCAUAGAGAUAAAGAAUAUGCUGAAGAUUUAAUUAAAGCAGUAGAAGAUGUUAAAAGUACUGCAAUUGAAUUACAACAAAAAAUUAAAGAAGAUAACGUUAAUUCUGAUGAACUAGUUAAAGUAGCUGAUAAAGUUGGUAAAAAAGUUGAAAAAGUUGUUGUAUCUUGUAGAGCUGGAACUAGAACUAAAGGAAGAAGUCAUAAAUACAAAGAUCUUUUGGAGGCUUCAAAGAAACUUGCUGAUGCUACAAAAAAUCUCUUAGAAUGUGCUAAAAAAGUCGAUGAAUUUGAUGACACUCCUGUUGUUGUUCAAAUGAAUUUACCACCUCCUGUUACUGAAGUUGAGGAAGAAGAAGAUAUCGAAACAUUUGGUAUUGACCAAUACACUCUUAAGGAAAUUGAACAACAAAAGAAAAUCUUUGAAUUAGAAAAGAAAUUAGAAGCUGCCAAAAAGAAGAAAGCAGAUUUAGAAGAACUUGCUAAAUCUUUCCAAAAUUAA